AUGGCUGCUCAGCCCAGCUGCCCACAGGGUGAGCGCACUUUGCCAGUGCCUUGCCCUGGAGCGUACUACCGUUCUUUACAUCUCUGUCUGUCCAGAGAGGGGCACAGGGUGCUGGAUUGCCCAUUGCUGAGAACUUUCUUCCUCCUUAUCCCUCGUGGGGACGCCGUGGGAGAAGCCAGUAAUGUUUGUGUGUGUCAGGGACACGCCCCCUCCACUGCGGGUGCAGUUCCUCCUCCGAGCCGCGCGGUGGCGCCGCGGCCCCGCGGAGACCUGCGUUUCCGCCGGCGAGGGGGUCGCGCAGGCCCCCUGAGGACCCUGACGGCGGUGGCGACGCGUAGCGCGGCCGCGGCUCUCCCACCUGUCACGCUGGCCCUUCUCUGCUUGGACGGUGUCUUCCUCUCCUCGGCCGAGAAUGACUUUGUCCACCGGGUCCAGGAGGAGCUGGACCGCUUCCUGCUGCAGAGGCAGCUGUCUAAGGUUCUUCUUUUCCCGCCAUUGUCCAGUCGCUUGCGGUACCUGAUCCACAGAACAGCCGAGAGUUUUGAUCUCUUGAGCAGCUUCUCUGUUGGGGAAGGCUGGAGGAGGAGGACGGUCAUCUGCCACCUGGACAUCAGGGUACCCUGUCCAGAUGGGUCCCAUGGCCCCUGCCACCCUCCCACCUCCCACCCCAACAAGUACCGUGGUCCAAGGCCCACCUCAAACCAGGGAGCAGCUGCCGGUCCCCGAGGUGCACGGGCCGGCCGAUGGCAUCGUGGGCGCAAGCCAGACCAGCCUUUGUACGUCCCCCGGGUGCUACGCAAGCAAGAACAGGCAGCUUCCUCAACCCCAGAGCUCACGCGAGAGGCCCCCGCACAUGGAGUCUCAGGAGAGCCUGCAGGUGCUGGUGCUGGAGUCCCUGACACUGCUCAGGGACUCCCCAUGUCGACAGCUGAAGGAGCAGAGGACCUGAAGAGCCCAGACCGAGGUCCUGAGAAGGACCUGGAGCUCCCAGAGCCUGCCAGUCCCCCAGGCACAGAGCAUGGCCCUGAGUCCCUUGGGGUGGAAAUGGCCACACAGCUUGGGUUCCACCUGCAGCCAGCCUUGGAGGAAGACAAGGGGAGUCAGCUGGAGCAGAGCCUGCUGAACAGAAAGGAGGAGGAGGAGGAGGAGCAGGAGGAAGGGGAGGUGGUGAAGGAAGAGGUGAAAAAAGAGGAGGAGGUAAAGGAGAUGGAGAUGGUGAAGGAGACCAAGGAGGUGAAGGAGGCUGAGGAUGUGGAGGCCCAGGAGGCAAAGGAGGAUGGAGAGAUGAAGGAGGACCAGGAGCCUGGCAGCUGUUCCGAUGAUGAUUACAGUGAGCUGCUGCAGGAGAUCACAGCCAACCUGACUGAGAAGGAGAUUCAGAUUGAGAAGAUCUAUGUGGACACAACCUCCUUCGUGGAAGAACUGCCCGGGGAGAAGGAUCUGGCCCACGUGGUAGAGAUCUAUGAUUUUGAGCCAGCACUCAAGACGGAGGACCUGCUGGCCACAUUUUCUGAGUUCCAGGAGAAGGGGUUCAAGAUUCAAUGGGUGGACAACACUCAUGCGCUCGGCAUCUUCCCCUGCCUGGACUCAGCUACUGAGGCCCUGACCAAGGAGUUCCCCAUGCUUAAGAUCCGGCCGCUCACGCAGGGGAGCAAGCAGUCCAAGCUCAAAGCCUUGCAGAGGCCAAAGCUCCUGCGCCUGAUGAAGGAGAGGCCACAGACAGAUACGGCAGUGGCCCGGAGGCUGGUGGCCCAGGCCCUGGGGCUCCAACACAGAAAGAAAGAACUGCCUGCUGACCCGGGUCUUCUUCCCCACUGAGGCCCCACACCCGGCCAUCCGGAAGAGCUGAGGUUCCAACACCAAAAGCCUUUUACAGACACAGGACAGUGCGUUGCCACCGCUGGACCUCCCCGCUGGGGCCUAGUAGGCUUCAGUUGUUUUAGUCCCAGAAAUUGAGAACAAAAUAAAAGCUUUAAAGUUGUCC
Molecule: messenger RNA, 1984 nt
Organism: Dipodomys ordii (Ord's kangaroo rat)
Lineage: Eukaryota; Metazoa; Chordata; Mammalia; Rodentia; Heteromyidae
Gene: R3hcc1
Product: R3H domain and coiled-coil containing 1
Exons: 9
Coding region: 1-1818 (605 amino acids)
Molecular function (GO): nucleic acid binding
Source: RefSeq, a predicted model, not a curated record